CUAUAGUAUGCUUUGGGCAAUCUACUCAUUUUAACAAUAUUGGUUUUCCAAUUUGUGAGCAAGGAAUGUUUUUCUGUUUGGUUGUGUUGCCUACAAUUCCUUUCAUCAGCGUUUUGUCAUUCUCUGUGUAGAGGUCUUUCACCUGCUUGGUUAAAUAUACUUCUCAGUGUGUGUGUGUGUGUGUGUGUUGUGUGUGUGUGUGUGUUUGUGUGUUCUUAAUUUGGUUCUCGGCUUGAAUGGUACUGAUGUAUAGAUAGGCUAUUGAUUUUUGUAUCUUGAUUUUGUAUACAGAGACUUUACUGAAGUCACAUAUUAAGUCUACAAGACUUCUGGUAGAAUCUUCAGGAUUUUCUAGGUGAAGGGCUGGACCGUGGAGUGUCUGGAGCCCUGAGCUUCUAUUCCACGGGGUGAGGAAAUGCAGCUGGGCAGAGCGGAAACCCCUGGUUUGCCCACAAAUACCUUAAUGAUGAGUGCCGGCCACAGUCCUGAUGCGUGUGGCUGGGGCAGCAGGUGGGAAAUGCCCUGAGGUCCCUGUUGGGGGUGAAGGGGCUACGUCGGCUUCCAGUCCCAUAGGGAGGAACAUUAACCAUUUCCCUAUCACACGCCUGCUCCAGGGCUCAUGAGUCUCUGUUCAGACACACACUGUUGUCCUUCCCCAGGCCACAGUGUGACUGAGAGCCGUGGGAAACACCUGCCUGCCACUCUCCGCAGGAAUCAUCCUAAGGUAGACCCUCCUCACUCAGCGCAGUGCAGACCCCUCAGCGGCUGCCUGUGUCUGACGUCGUCACACUGCUGCUUCAUGUAGCUGGGAUGUGGGGCUUCUGCCUUUCUGGCUGGACAAGUGGACGUCAGUUGUGGUGUUGCUGGCUGGGGGGAUCCAACCUCAGGCCCUGGGGUGAGUGGUCAGGUGCCAGCAGAGUGGGAAACGGCUGGCAGUUCCCCUGAUCACAGGCCUCUAGGUGACCAGCUGGACGGCGUUUGGGAUUCCUAAAGGGGCUGUGCUGGGAUUCGGCUCUUCCAGGGCUCAGGAGCCGGCUGUGAUGAGGAGCGAUGGGCCGGUCCCCAGGUCACCGGCAGAACUCUCAGGUGGGGCAGGCAGAACACUCAGGUGGUAGAGCCCAGGGGCAGAUCACAGGCCUGUGGAGACUGGGCUAUCAGAAGAGCUGGGGGCUUCGGCUGAAAUGUCCAUGUUGGGGCAUGGCGGCUGUGCGGUGGGUCUGUGACUGGAGAGGGCAGGGCCCCUUGGCCGGGGCACUGGAGACUGGCAGCUGUGGGGCACAGGGCCCGCUCACACUUCCCUCCUGAAGAAGUGGCACUCAGUUUUGCUCUGGGGACAGGCAAAUGUGCCAGGUCUCCCUACUCCCUCCCUGGGCCUGGGGCAGCAGGGGCCGAGGCAGAGGUGGCAGUGAAUUCAAAGGGCUUGUCAGGGGCCUCUGAGCAUUGGGCUUUCAGAGGGCACACAGCCAGGGCCACAGUGUUCAGAUGGGGGCAGGACGGGUGCACUGGGGCCCUGAAGCUGGCAAGCCCCAUUUAGCAGGAAGGAAGCCCCGUUUAGCAGGAAGGAAGCCCCAUUUAGCAGGAAGCAACAGAAGUGAGGGAGCCAUUGGGUGCUCAGCUUGGCUGCUUCUGUGGCCCAGCUGUCAUAUUUAUCCUGGGAGCCCAGAGAGGGCUGGCCUCCUCCCUCCCUGCUAAGGCAGCGGCAGCUGGACCCAGUCUGCUCAGCGAUCAGAAGCCUGUGGGAUUCCAUGUGGGCUCCGGAGGCACCUCUGCCAAAUCUCCAGGAACUCCUUGUGUGCCUCUGCAGGCCAAGGUGGGUCAGGGGCUCUUCUGUGAGCAGGAUUGUAAAGGGCCAAGACAGGGGUGUGGAUCCCAGGGGCCUCACACCCACUCACGCCUUCCCAGUGUUAGGGAGCCUCUCACCCACUCACCACUUCUCCAUGUUAGGGAAUCUGUCACUCACUCACCACUUCUCCAUGUUAGGGAAUCUGUCACUCACUCACCCCUUCCUCAUGUUAGGGAAUCUGUCACUCACUCACCACUUCUCCAUGUUAGGAACCUCUCCUGGCUCUCAGCUUUUCUUCCCCGUGCUUUCCAUGUCCUCAUCGUCUGCUGAGCCCCAGUGCGCUCUCUUAGAAGAUCCCUUUGGUAUUUUGGUAUUUACUCAGCAUUUUGAUUCCUCUUAACGAGAGAGGCACAUGCCAGCUGCUUCCAUUCAGCCCACUUGAACCUGACCCCAGUCAUUUUUUCCACGACUUUUUCCUUUGGGAAAUCCAGUCCCAAUGUGCUUGUCAUUCAUUUCAGAAUAAUUUUUAUUUUCUCCAGUAGUUUUAAAAUUACUUUUUAUUUAUUCUAAAUAUCCUUCACUCUACCAUAGUGAAGACAUUAAUUUCAUUUAUGAAUUUGUGCACAUUAAGCUUAUGUUCUUUCUUCAUUUCUGUAAAAAUGUCAACUAUUUUCUUUGCAGGUAUUUACUAACAUGCUCCUUGUUUCCUUCGUUCUGAAAGUGUGACACACAGAGAGAGAUCUGUUCUCUCCUGUCAUUCUAUUUCUUGUGUGCAUUAAUUAUCUUUUCUAUUUUUUUUUGAUUUCUAAGGUUUCUCUGAUGACUUAUGAAAAUUUUAGUAAUAUCCUACACCAAUAUAAUAUUUAUCAUUUUAGCUGUGUCUUGUUCUUGAUGAAAUUAUUUCUAAAUAUGUUACUAUAACGUACUAUUUUUCAUCUCACAAUAUCUAUCCGAUUCAUUUCUAUAAUUGCCUGUUUUUUCUCUAAUGGAUUCUGUGAUUUUCAUUCCUCUGGGGUGGUUUCAUCUCACACACCUGAUCUUCCAUACAGAGUUUCUCCUAGGGCUGACUCAGGAACGAAAACUCCUGAGGUAUUGCUGUAGCCACUCCUGCCCUGCAGUGUCCACGCUCCCAAGCUUAGAAUCAGCUCCGUGACAUGCCCGGCACGGCGGGGCCCAUGUGAGCCUCACACCCAUGUGCGAGAGAUGUCUGGUCCAACAAUGAUAAAGCACUUCUGUGUCAUGUGCACCCGGGGGAGGUGGCUCAGUGCUGAGUGUGGCCCAGGUCACUGAGCAGAGCUAUCCCAGAUUCUGUCCACAAACACAGAAGAGGGGGAGCCACGGUCUCCCUAGGGUCCCACGGUUUCCUCCACUUUUUUCUUUGUUCUGAGAGACAGACAAAGUGCCAUGACUGCUCUGUGAGCUGGACUGAUGCAUGUUUUACCUGCAGACUUGAACUCAAGCUGAGGUCUUGAACAUUCCUAGGUACUGAUAACGCACCUUAGGCGGUUUCUAGAAAACACUGAAAAAUUAACCCUUUUGCUAAUGAUGUAGAAACAAGCCCUGCCCUGAACCAAACUCCUGAAAUCCUCAGGUUAAACUUCAUUACCCAAUCCCCUCACUGCAGACACCCAAUAGAAAAGUCACAGAUGCAGGAUGAGAUGACUCAUUAUUAAAAGGGGGAAGUUGAGAAGGGAACUAUUUUGUUGAAAGAAAACCCACAAUCCAGUGCCAGGAAAGAAGUCAACUUUUCUUCCUAUUUCCCUGCAUUUCUUCUCUGUGCCCACGGCCACAUGCAGCUCAGCCUGGACUGCACGGCCAGGUGUCAGGUGUGUCUCUGCUGACCUGAGCCUGCCUGCUGCAUGGACCUGCAUCUUCCCUGAAGCUUCUCCAGGGCUGGAGAGAUGACAGCUAUGAUGACACAACCCCAUGACAAGAAGACCUAGCCUCCAAGUGUCCACACCCUAUGUGUCUCUGUCCUGCCAGCACCGAGGGCUCAUCCAUCCGAAGAGCAGGGCAGUGGGAGGAGACGCGAUGACCCCCAUUCUUAUGGUCCUGAUCUAUGUCGGGCUGAGUCUGGGCUCCAGGACCCACGUGCAGGCAGGGACCCUCCCCAAGCCCACCUUCUGGGCUGAGCCAAGCUCUGUGAUCACCCAGGAGAGUCCCGUGACCCUCAGGUGUCAGGGGAACCUGGAGACCCAGGAGUACCGUCUACAUCGAGAAAAAACAUCAGCAUCCUGGAUUAGGCAGAUCUCACAGGAUCUUGUGAAGAAGGGCCAGUUCCCCAUUCAGUCCAUCGCCUGGCAACACACAGGGCAAUAUCGCUGUCAGUAUCGUGUACACACUCGAUGGUCAGAGCUCAGUGACCCCCUGGAGCUGGUGAUGACAGGAUAUUACAGCAAAUCCACCCUCUCAGCCCUGCCCAGCCCUGUGGUGACCCCAGGAGGAAACGUGACCCUCCAGUGUGGCUCACAGGUGGCAUUUGAUGGCUUCACUCUGUGUAAGGAAGGAGAAGAUGAACAUCCACAACGCUUGAACUCCCAGCCCUGUACCCGUGGGUCAUCCCGGGCCGUCUUCUCCGUGGGCCCCGUGAGCCCGAGUCGCAGGUGGACGUACAGGUGCUAUGGUUAUUACUCUCGCUCUCCCUAUGUGUGGUCUUUACCCAGUGAUGUCCUGGAGCUCCUGGUCCCAGGUGUUUCUGAGAAGCCAUCACUCUCAGUGCAGCCGGGUCCUGUCGUGGAGCCUGGGGAGACCCUGACCCUCCAGUGUGGCUCUGAUGUCGGCUAUGACAGGUUCGCUCUGUACAAGGAUUGGGGACCUGACCUCCUCCAGCGCCCUGGCCGGCAGCUCCAGGCUGGGCUCUCCCAGGCCAACUUCACCCUGAGCCCUGUGAGCCACUCCCACGGGGGCCAGUACAGAUGCUCCGGUGCCCACAACCUCUCCUCCGAGUGGUCGGCCCCCAGUGACCCCCUGGACAUCCUGAUCGCAGGACAGUUCCUUGACAGACCCUCCCUCUCAGUGCAGCCGGGCCCCAGGGUGGCCUCAGGAGAGAACGUGACCCUGCUGUGUCAGUCACAGGGGUGGAUGUACACGUUCCUUCUGACCAAGGAGGGAGCAGCUGAUGCCCCCGUGCGUCUAAGAUCAAAGUACCAAUCUGAUAAAUACCAGGCUGAAUUCCCCAUGAGUCAUGUGACCUCAGCCCACGCGGGGACCUACAGGUGCUACGGCUCAUACAGCUCCAUCCCCUACCUGCUGUCUCACCCCAGUGAGCCCCUGGAGCUCGUGGUCUCAGGACCCUCCAGGGGACCCAGCCCCCCACCCACUGAUCCCACCCCCACACCUGGAGGCCCUGGGGACCAGCUUGUCACUCCCCCGGAUUUAGAUCCCCAAAGUGGUCUGAGAAAGCACCUGAUGGUUGCGACCGGGGUCUCAGUGGCCCUCGUCCUGCUGCUCUUCCUCCUCCUCCUCUUCCUCAUCCUCCGACGUCGACAUCAGGGCAAACGCUGGACAUCUGCCCAGAGAGAGGCUGAUUUCCAACAUCCUGCAGGGGCUGUGGAGCCAGAACCCACAGGCAGAGGCCUGCAGAGGAGGUCCAGCCCGGCUGCCAACACCCAAGAAGAAACCCUCUAUGCUGCCGUGAAGGAGACACAGCCUGAGGAUGAGGUGGAGCUGGACACUCAGGCUGCUGCAUCUGAAGCACCCCAGGAUGUGACCUAUGCCGAGCUGCGCAGCUUGACCCUCAGGCGGGAGGCAACUGAGCCUCCUUCGUCCCAAGCAGGGGAACCUCCAGCUGAGCCCAGCAUCUAUGCCACUCUGGCCAUCCACUAGCCCAGGGAGGACCCAGACUCUACACACCAUGAAGACUCAGGACCCCAGAAGGCAUGGAAGCUGCCCCCAGUGGGCACCAUUGAACCCCAGCCAGCCUGGACCACUAACAUAGACCACCAGAAGAUUCUGGGAACUUUGGGAGUCACCUGAUUCUGCAAAGAUAAAUAGUAUCCCUGUAUUAUCAAAAUAAAGAAGCAGGCCUCUCAGUUCACAAUGAGUUAACUGGUAAAACAAAACAGAAGUCUGAAAAUGUUUUUAAAUUGAUUGAUCAUGUAAAUAUUACAUAUCAAACCAAUGACAUGGGAAAAUAGGAGCUUCUAAUGAGGACAAACAAAAAAUAGAGAAAAAGUAAUAAAGUCAAAAGGUUUAUUCUCGAAAACAUUAAUGAUACAUGAAUCUUGGCCACAAUGA
Sapajus apella (tufted capuchin) is the source of this 6019-nucleotide messenger RNA. Its product is annotated as leukocyte immunoglobulin-like receptor subfamily A member 3. Gene Ontology annotation, biological process: cytokine-mediated signaling pathway. The transcript is spliced from 15 exons. Gene Ontology annotation, molecular function: inhibitory MHC class I receptor activity. NCBI's taxonomy places the organism in Eukaryota, Metazoa, Chordata, Mammalia, Primates, Cebidae. Bases 3710 to 5608 code for a protein of 632 amino acids. The record is from RefSeq and is a predicted model, not a curated record.